AUGGGGCGGCCACUAGUGUACCUGGUGGCCCUCUGCCUGGCCCUGACCUCGGCCAGGGCCUCGGAGCUGCAGAGAGAGGGCAGGACCCGGAACCACGGCCACAGCGUGUGCAGUACCUGGGGCGACUUCCACUACAAAACCUUCGACGGUGACAUCUUCCGCUUCCCCGGCCUCUGCGACUACAACCUGGCCUCCGACUGCCGUGACACCUACAAGGAGUUCGCGCUGCACCUCAAGCGUGCGCCGGGCAGCGACGGGGGUCACCCCCAGAUCGAGUACAUCCUGCUCACCGUCAAGGAUGACACCAUCUACCUCACCCGCCAGCUGGCGGUGGUGAACGGGGCCAUGGUCAGCACCCCACACUACAGCUCCGGCCUGCUCAUCGAGAAGAGUGACGCUUACACCAAGGUUUUCUCCCGCACGGGCCUCGCCCUCAUGUGGGACCGUGAGGACUCACUCAUGCUGGAGCUGGACAGCAAGUUCCAGAACCACACGUGUGGCCUCUGUGGUGACUACAACGGCCUGCAGACCUACUCCGAGUUCCUCUCCGACGGCGUGCUCUUCAGUGCCCUGGAGUUUGGGAACAUGCAGAAGGUCAACAAGCCCGACGUGGUGUGCGACGACCCUGAGGAGGUUGCAGACCCCGCGUCCUGCUCAGAGCACCGCGCCGAGUGCGAGCAGCUGCUGACGGCCACGGCCUUCGAGGAGUGCCUGGGCCUGGUGCCGCUGGCGCCGUACGUGCAGGCCUGCGUGCAGGACCGCUGCCAGUGCCCGCAGGGGACCUCCUGCGUGUGCAGCACCGUGGCCGAGUUCUCGCGCCAGUGUUCCCACGCCGGCGGGCAGCCGGGCACCUGGAGGAACGCCACGCUCUGCCCCAAGAGCUGCCCUGGGAACAUGGUUUACCUGGAGAGCGGCUCGCCCUGCAUGGACACCUGCUCUCACCUGGAGAUCAGCAGCCUGUGUGAGGAGCACCGCAUGGAUGGCUGUUUCUGCCCAGACGGCACCGUGUAUGAUGACAUCGCAGGCGGGGGCUGUAUCCCUGUGAGCCAGUGCCACUGCAAGCUGCACGGGCACCUGUAUGAGCCUGGCCAGCAGGUCACCAACGACUGCGAGCAGUGCGUCUGCAACGCCGGCCGCUGGGUGUGCAAAGACCUGCCAUGUCCCGGGACCUGCGCCCUGGAGGGUGGGUCCCACAUCACCACCUUCGACGGGAAGAAGUAUACCUUCCACGGGGACUGCUACUACGUGCUGACCAAGGACGACCACAAUGGCUCCUAUGCCCUCCUGGGCGAGCUGGCCCCCUGCGGCUCCACGGACAAGCAGACCUGCCUGAAGACGGUGGUGCUGCUGACUGAUAAGAAGAAGAACGUGGUGGUCUUCAAGUCCGAUGGCAGCGUGCUGCUGAACGAGCUGCAGGUGAACCUGCCCCACGUGGCGGCCAGCUUCUCCAUCUUCCAACCGUCUUCCUAUCACCUGCUCGUAAACACCGCCUUCGGCCUCAGGCUGCAGGUCCAGCUGCUGCCGGUCAUGCAGCUCUUCCUGACGCUGGACCAGGACUCCCAGGGGCAGGUGCAGGGCCUCUGUGGGAACUUCAAUGGCCAGGAAAGUGACGACUUCAAGACGGCAGGUGGGCUGGUGGAGGCCACCGGGGCCGGCUUUGCCAAUACCUGGAAGGCCCAGUCGAGCUGCUAUGACAAGCUGGACUGGCUGGACGACCCUUGCUCCCUCAACAUUGAGACCGCCAACUAUGCUGAGCACUGGUGCUCCCUGCUGAAGAACACAGAGACCCCCUUCGGCAGGUGUCACGCUGCCGUGGACCCCGCCGAGUAUUACAAGAGGUGCAGGUACGACACUUGCAGCUGUGCGGACAGCGAGGACUGCCUGUGCGCCGCCCUGUCCUCCUACGCGCGCGCCUGCGCCGCCAAGGGCCUCACGCUGUGGGGCUGGCGGGAGCUCGUGUGCAACGUGGACUCCUGCCCCCAGUCACAGACCUUCCUGUACAACCUGACCACCUGCCAGCAGACCUGCCGCUCGCUCUCGGAAUCGGACACCCACUGCCUCACGGGCUUCGUGCCCGUGGAUGGCUGUGGCUGCCCGGACCACACCUUCCUGGAUGAGAAAAGCCGCUGUGUGCCCCUGGCACAGUGUUCCUGCUACCACCGUGGCCUCUACCUGGAGGCGGGGGAGGUGGUUCUGAGGCAGGAGGAGCGCUGCGUUUGCCAGAACGGGAGGCUGCAGUGCAUGCAGGUCAAGCUACUCAGCCAGAGCUGUGCCGCCCCGAAGGUUCACAUGGACUGCAGCAACCUGACUGCACUGGCCACCCGGAUUCCCCGUCCCGUCAGCUGCCAGACGCUGGCGGCCGGCUACUACCAGACAGACUGCAUCAGUGGCUGCGUGUGCCCGGAAGGGCUGGUGGAUGACGGCCGCGGGGGCUGUGUCGUGGAGCAGGAGUGCCCGUGUAUGCACAACAAGGACCUGUACGCCCCCGGCAACAAGAUCCAGGUGGACUGCAACACCUGCACCUGCCAGAGAGGGCGCUGGGCCUGCACCCAGGCCGUGUGCCACGGCACCUGUGCCAUCUAUGGGAGCGGCCACUACAUCACCUUUGAUGGGAAGUACUACGACUUUGAUGGACACUGCUCUUACGUGGCUGCUCAGGACUACUGCGGCCAGAACUCCUCGCUGAGCUCCUUCAGCAUCAUCACCGAGAACGUCCCCUGUGGCACCACGGGUGUCACCUGCUCCAAGGCCAUCAAGAUCUUCAUAGGGAGGACGGAGCUGAAGCUGGAGGACAAGCACCGCAUGGUGAUCCAGCGUGAUGUGGGCCACCACGUGGCCUACACCACGCGGGAGGUGGGGCAGUACCUGGUGGUGGAGACCAGCACCGGCAUCAUCGUCAUCUGGGACAAGAAAACCACCAUCUUCAUCAAGCUGGCCCCUUCCUACAAGGGCACCGUGUGCGGCCUGUGCGGCAACUUCGAUCAGCGCUCCAACAACGACUUCACCACGCGGGACCACAUGGUGGUGGAGAGCGAGCUGGACUUCGGGAACAGCUGGAAGGAGGCCCCCACCUGCCCGGACGUAACCACCACCCCCGAGCCCUGCACCAAGAACCCGCACCGCCGCGCCUGGGCGGAGAAGCAGUGCAGCAUCAUCAAGAGCUCGGUUUUCAGUGUCUGCCACAGCAAGGUGGACCCCAAACCCUUCUAUGAAGCCUGCGUUCAUGACUCCUGCUCCUGUGACACCGGUGGGGACUGUGAGUGCUUCUGCUCUGCCGUGGCCUCCUACGCCCAGGAGUGCACCAAGGAGGGCGCCUGCGUGUUCUGGAGGACGCCCGACCUGUGCCCCAUAUUCUGUGACUACUACAACCCCCCGGACGAGUGCGAGUGGCACUAUGAGCCCUGUGGGAACCGCAGCUUCGAGACUUGCAGGACCAUCAACGGCAUCCACUCCAACAUCUCUGUGUCCUACCUGGAGGGUUGCUACCCCCACUGCCCUGAGGACCGGCCCAUCUAUGACGAGGACCAGAAGAAGUGCGUCGCAAGAGACAGAUGUGGCUGCUACGUGGAGGACACCUACUACCCCCCCGGAGCGACCGUCCCCACCGACAAAGCCUGCCAGUCUUGCAUAUGCAUCAACUCCACGCAAGUCUGCCGGCCAGAGGAAGGGAAGAUUCUGAAUUACACCCAGGAUCGCGCCUUCUGCUACUGGGAGAUCUGUGGCCCCAACGGGACGGUGGAGAAACACUUCAACAUCUGCACGUCCUCCCCACCACCCUUGUCUUCCCAGCCCACCCCCACCACGACCCCUGUGCCCUCCACCAUCCCAACCACCAGCGCCACCACCACCAGCACCCCAACCCCCAGCACAGCAACACUGGCUCUCACUUCUCCAGAGCUGUGCUGCUUCUGGUCUGACUGGAUCAACGAGAAUAACCCGGCUGAUGGCAGUGAUGGCGACCGAGAGACAUUCGGCAGUGUCUGCCAGGCCCCCGAGGACAUCCAGUGCAGGUCGGCCACGGAGCCCCACCUCAGCUGGGAGGAGCUGGGCCAGAAGGCUCAGUGCAGUGUCUCGUUUGGGUUCAUUUGCAAGAACGAAGAUCAGUUUGGAAUUGGACCAUUUGGAGUCUGUUAUGACUAUGAGAUUCGUGUCAAUUGUUGCCUGCCGAUGGAUAAGUGUCCUACGCCACCAACCCCGAGCCCUACCACCAAGACAAGCCCCACCACCACCACGGAGACCUCAACAUCAGCCACCACUUCACCAACCCCCACCCGAGAACCAACGACCACGGUGACGGCCACUACUGUGACAUCCACGCUUACACCAGAACCCACCACGACCGUGACCACCACAGCACCGACAAGCACUCCCUCCACGCCUGUCCCCACCACCACCACGACCACUAUAGAAACACGGACCACGACACCCAUUAUCACCCCAACAGAGACACCAACCCCGACACCCACCACCACCACGACCACAGAGACACCAACCCCGACACCCACGACCAGCUCAACAGAGACACCAACACCAACGCCAACCACCACGUCAACAAAGACACCGACACCCACCACCAGCUCAACAGAGACACCAACACCGACUAUCACCUCAACAGAGACAUCAACUCCGAUUCCCACCUCCACCACAACCACAGGGACCCCAAUCCCGACACCCACCACCAGCUCAACGGAGACACCAACACCAACACCAACCACCACCUCAACAAGGACACCAACACCGACCAUCACCUCGACAAAAACGUCAACUCAGACUCCCACUACCACCACCACCACAGAGGCCACAACCCCAACACCCACCCCCACCUCAACAGAGACAUCAACUCCGAUUCCCACCUCCACCACAACCACAGGGACCCCAAUCCCGACACCCACCACCAGCUCAACGGAGACACCAACACCAACACCAACCACCACCUCAACAAGGACACCAACACCGACCAUCACCUCGACAAAAACGUCAACUCAGACUCCCACUACCACCACCACCACAGAGGCCACAACCCCAACACCCACCCCCACCUCAACAGAGACAUCAACUCCGAUUCCCACCUCCACCACAACCACAGGGACCCCAAUCCCGACACCCACCACCAGCUCAACGGAGACACCAACACCAACACCAACCACCACCUCAACAAGGACACCAACACCGACCAUCACCUCGACAAAAACGUCAACUCAGACUCCCACUACCACCACCACCACAGAGGCCACAACCCCAACACCCACCCCCACCUCAACAGAGACAUCAACUCCGAUUCCCACCUCCACCACAACCACAGGGACCCCAAUCCCGACACCCACCACCAGCUCAACGGAGACACCAACACCAACACCAACCACCACCUCAACAAGGACACCAACACCGACCAUCACCUCGACAAAAACGUCAACUCAGACUCCCACUACCACCACCACCACAGAGGCCACAACCCCAACACCCACCCCCACCUCAACAGAGACAUCAACUCCGAUUCCCACCUCCACCACAACCACAGGGACCCCAAUCCCGACACCCACCACCAGCUCAACGGAGACACCAACACCAACACCAACCACCACCUCAACAAGGACACCAACACCGACCAUCACCUCGACAAAAACGUCAACUCAGACUCCCACUACCACCACCACCACAGAGGCCACAACCCCAACACCCACCCCCACCUCAACAGAGACAUCAACUCCGAUUCCCACCUCCACCACAACCACAGGGACCCCAAUCCCGACACCCACCACCAGCUCAACGGAGACACCAACACCAACACCAACCACCACCUCAACAAGGACACCAACACCGACCAUCACCUCAACAAAAACAUCAACUCCGACUCCCACCACCACCACAACCACAGAGACCACAACACUGACUAUCACCUCAACAAAAACUUCAACUCUGACUCCCACCACGACCACCACAACAGGGACCCAAACCCUGACACCCACCAUCACCUCAACAGAGACACCAACACCGACACCAACCACCACCUCAACAAAGACACCAACCCCAACACCAACCACCACCUCAACAAAGACACCAACCCCAACACCAACCACCACCUCAACAAAGACACCAACCCCAACACCAACCACCACCUCAACAAAGACACCAACCCCAACACCAACCACCACCUCAACAAAGACACCAACCCCAACACCAACCACCACCUCAACAAAGACACCAACCCCAACACCAACCACCACCUCAACAAAGACACCAACCCCAACACCAACCACCACCUCAACAAAGACACCAACCCCAACACCAACCACCACCUCAACAAAGACACCAACCCCAACACCAACCACCACCUCAACAAAGACACCAACCCCAACACCAACCACCACCUCAACAAAGACACCAACCCCAACACCAACCACCACCUCAACAAAGACACCAACCCCAACACCAACCACCACCUCAACAAAGACACCAACCCCAACACCAACCACCACCUCAACAAAGACACCAACCCCAACACCAACCACCACCUCAACAAAGACACCAACCCCAACACCAACCACCACCUCAACAAAGACACCAACCCCAACACCAACCACCACCUCAACAAAGACACCAACCCCAACACCAACCACCACCUCAACAAAGACACCAACCCCAACACCAACCACCACCUCAACAAAGACACCAACCCCAACACCAACCACCACCUCAACAAAGACACCAACCCCAACACCAACCACCACCUCAACAAAGACACCAACCCCAACACCAACCACCACCUCAACAAAGACACCAACACCCACAACCAGCUCAACAGAGACCCCAACCGCGACACCCACCGCCAGCUCAACAGAGACACGAACACCAACACCAACCACCACCUCAACAAAGACACCAACACCGACCAUCACCUCAACAAAAACAUCAACUCCGACUCCCACCACCACCACAACCACAGAGACCACAACACCGACUAUCACCUCAACAAAGACAUCAACUCUGACUCCCACCACCACCACCUCCACAGAGACCCCAACCACAACACCAACCACCAGCUCAACAGAGACAACAACCCCGACACCAACCACCACCUCAACAAAGACACCAACACCGACCAUCACCUCAACAAAAUCAUCAACUCUGACUCCCACCACCACCACCACCACAGAGACUCCAACCCCGGCACCCACCACCAGCUCAACAGAGACACCAACACAGACAACCACCACCAGCUCAACAAAGACACCAACACCGACAUCCACCAUCACCUCAACAAAGAUAUCAACUCCAACAUCCACCACCACCACCACCACAGAGACCCCAACCGUGACACCCACCACCAGCUCAACAGAGACUUCGACUCUGACUCCCACCAUUACCUCAACAAAGACACCAACACCGAACAUCUCCACAACAAAAACAUCAACUCUGACUCCUACCACAACCACCACAACAGAGACCCCAACCCCAACACCCACCACCACCUCAACAGAGACAUCAACUCCGAUUCCCACCACCACCACGACCACAGAGACCACAACCCCGACAGCCCACACCAGCUCAACAGAGACACCAACACCGACACCCACCCCGACACCCACCACCAGCUCAAUAGAGACACCAACACCGACUAUCACCUCAACAAAGACAUCAACUCCGACAACCACUACGACCACCACCACAGAGAUCACGACCCCGACACCCACCACCCGCUCAACAGAGACAACACCCCCAACACCCACCACCACCUCAACAAAGACAUCACCCCCAACACCCACCACCACCUCAACAGAGACACCAACAUCGACUGUCACCUCAACAAAAACAUCAAUUCUGACUCCCACCACGACCACAACCACAGAGACCACAACCCCGACACUCACCACCAGCUCAACAGAGACGCCAACCGUAACACCAGCCACCACCUCAACAAAGACACCAACAGCAACCACCAGCUCAACAGAGACACCAACACCGACACCCACCACCCGCUCAACAGAGACCCCAACAGCGACACCCACCACCCGCUCGACAGAGACACCAACACCAACACCCACCACCAGCUCAACAGAGACACCAACACCAACCACCACCUCAACAAAGACACCAACACCCGCUACGAGCUCAACAGAGACACCAACCCAGACAACCACCACCAGCUCAACAAGGACACCAACACUGACGUCCACCAUCACCUCAGCAAAGACAUCAACUCCAACAUCCACUACCACCACCAAAGAGAUCCCAACAGCGACACCGACCACCAGCUCAACAGAGAAACCAACCCCAACACCAACCACCACCUCAACAAAAACACCAACACCCACCAUCAGCUCAACAGAGACCCCAACCCUGACACCCACCACCCGCUCAACAGAGUCACCAACACCAACACCAACCACCACUUCAACAAGGACGCCAACACCAACAUCCACCUCAACAAACACAUCAACUCCAACAUCCACCACGACCACCAUCACAGAGACCCCAACUCCGACACCCAUGACCAGCUCAACAGAGACACCAACCCCAUCACCAACAACCACCUCAACAAAAACACCAACACCCACCACCAGCUCAACAGAGACCCCAACACCGACACCCACAACCCGCUCAACAGAGAGACCACCCCCAACACCCACAACCACCUCAACAAAGACACCACCGCCAACACCCACCACCACCUCAACAGAGACACCAACACCGACUAUCACCUCAACAAAAACAUCAACUCUGAAUCCCACCACGACCACAACCACAGAGACACCAACACCGACACCCACCACCCGCUCAACAGAGACACCAACACCGACACCCACCACCAGCUCGACAGAGACACCAACACCAACACCAACCACCACCUCAACAAAGACACCAACACCCAGCUCAACAGAGACACCAACACCGACACCCACAACAAGCUCAAUAGAGACAUCAACUCCGACUCCCACCACCACCACAACCACAGAGACCACAACCCUGACACCCACCACCAGCUCACCAAAGACACCAACACCGACAGUCACCACAAGCUCAACAGAGACCCCAAGCCCGACACCCACCACCAGCUCAACAGAGACCACAACCCCAACACCCACCACCCGCUCAACAGAGACUCCCCCCCCAACACCCACAACCAGCUCAAUAGAGACAUCAACUCUGACUCCCACCACCCCAACCCUAACACCCACCACCAUCUCAACAGAGACCCCAACCCUAACACCCACCACCAUCUCAACAGAGACCCCAACCCUAACACCCACCACCAUCUCAACAGAGACCCCAACCCUAACACCCACCACCAUCUCAACAGAGACCCCAACCCUAACACCCACCACCAUCUCAACAGAGACCCCAACCCUAACACCCACCACCAUCUCAACAGAGACCCCAACCCUAACACCCACCACCAUCUCAACAGAGACCCCAACCCUAACACCCACCACCAUCUCAACAGAGACCCCAACCCUAACACCCACCACCAUCUCAACAGAGACCCCAACCCUAACACCCACCACCAUCUCAACAGAGACCCCAACCCUAACACCCACCACCAUCUCAACAGAGACCCCAACCCUAACACCCACCACCAUCUCAACAGAGACCCCAACCCUAACACCCACCACCAUCUCAACAGAGACCCCAACCCUAACACCCACCACCAUCUCAACAGAGACCCCAACCCUAACACCCACCACCAUCUCAACAGAGACCCCAACCCUAACACCCACCACCAUCUCAACAGAGACCCCAACCCUAACACCCACCACCAUCUCAACAGAGACCCCAACCCUAACACCCACCACCAUCUCAACAGAGACCCCAACCCUAACACCCACCACCAUCUCAACAGAGACCCCAACCCUAACACCCACCACCAUCUCAACAGAGACCCCAACCCUAACACCCACCACCAUCUCAACAGAGACCCCAACCCUAACACCCACCACCAUCUCAACAGAGACCCCAACCCUAACACCCACCACCAUCUCAACAGAGACCCCAACCCUAACACCCACCACCAUCUCAACAGAGACCCCAACCCUAACACCCACCACCAUCUCAACAGAGACCCCAACCCUAACACCCACCACCAUCUCAACAGAGACCCCAACCCUAACACCCACCACCAUCUCAACAGAGACCCCAACCCUAACACCCACCACCAUCUCAACAGAGACCCCAACCCUAACACCCACCACCAUCUCAACAGAGACCCCAACCCUAACACCCACCACCAUCUCAACAGAGACCCCAACCCUAACACCCACCACCAUCUCAACAGAGACCCCAACCCUAACACCCACCACCAUCUCAACAGAGACCCCAACCCUAACACCCACCACCAUCUCAACAGAGACCCCAACCCUAACACCCACCACCAUCUCAACAGAGACCCCAACCCUAACACCCACCACCAUCUCAACAGAGACCCCAACCCUAACACCCACCACCAUCUCAACAGAGACCCCAACCCUAACACCCACCACCAUCUCAACAGAGACCCCAACCCUAACACCCACCACCAUCUCAACAGAGACCCCAACCCUAACACCCACCACCAUCUCAACAGAGACCCCAACCCUAACACCCACCACCAUCUCAACAGAGACCCCAACCCUAACACCCACCACCAUCUCAACAGAGACCCCAACCCUAACACCCACCACCAUCUCAACAGAGACCCCAACCCUAACACCCACCACCAUCUCAACAGAGACCCCAACCCUAACACCCACCACCAUCUCAACAGAGACCCCAACCCUAACACCCACCACCAUCUCAACAGAGACCCCAACCCUAACACCCACCACCAUCUCAACAGAGACCCCAACCCUAACACCCACCACCAUCUCAACAGAGACCCCAACCCUAACACCCACCACCAUCUCAACAGAGACCCCAACCCUAACACCCACCACCAUCUCAACAGAGACCCCAACCCUAACACCCACCACCAUCUCAACAGAGACCCCAACCCUAACACCCACCACCAUCUCAACAGAGACCCCAACCCUAACACCCACCACCAUCUCAACAGAGACCCCAACCCUAACACCCACCACCAUCUCAACAGAGACCCCAACCCUAACACCCACCACCAUCUCAACAGAGACCCCAACCCUAACACCCACCACCAUCUCAACAGAGACCCCAACCCUAACACCCACCACCAUCUCAACAGAGACCCCAACCCUAACACCCACCACCAUCUCAACAGAGACCCCAACCCUAACACCCACCACCAUCUCAACAGAGACCCCAACCCUAACACCCACCACCAUCUCAACAGAGACCCCAACCCUAACACCCACCACCAUCUCAACAGAGACCCCAACCCUAACACCCACCACCAUCUCAACAGAGACCCCAACCCUAACACCCACCACCAUCUCAACAGAGACCCCAACCCUAACACCCACCACCAUCUCAACAGAGACCCCAACCCUAACACCCACCACCAUCUCAACAGAGACCCCAACCCUAACACCCACCACCAUCUCAACAGAGACCCCAACCCUAACACCCACCACCAUCUCAACAGAGACCCCAACCCUAACACCCACCACCAUCUCAACAGAGACCCCAACCCUAACACCCACCACCAUCUCAACAGAGACCCCAACCCUAACACCCACCACCAUCUCAACAGAGACCCCAACCCUAACACCCACCACCAUCUCAACAGAGACCCCAACCCUAACACCCACCACCAUCUCAACAGAGACCCCAACCCUAACACCCACCACCAUCUCAACAGAGACCCCAACCCUAACACCCACCACCAUCUCAACAGAGACCCCAACCCUAACACCCACCACCAUCUCAACAGAGACCCCAACCCUAACACCCACCACCAUCUCAACAGAGACCCCAACCCUAACACCCACCACCAUCUCAACAGAGACCCCAACCCUAACACCCACCACCAUCUCAACAGAGACCCCAACCCUAACACCCACCACCAUCUCAACAGAGACCCCAACCCUAACACCCACCACCAUCUCAACAGAGACCCCAACCCUAACACCCACCACCAUCUCAACAGAGACCCCAACCCUAACACCCACCACCAUCUCAACAGAGACCCCAACCCUAACACCCACCACCAUCUCAACAGAGACCCCAACCCUAACACCCACCACCAUCUCAACAGAGACCCCAACCCUAACACCCACCACCAUCUCAACAGAGACCCCAACCCUAACACCCACCACCAUCUCAACAGAGACCCCAACCCUAACACCCACCACCAUCUCAACAGAGACCCCAACCCUAACACCCACCACCAUCUCAACAGAGACCCCAACCCUAACACCCACCACCAUCUCAACAGAGACCCCAACCCUAACACCCACCACCAUCUCAACAGAGACCCCAACCCUAACACCCACCACCAUCUCAACAGAGACCCCAACCCUAACACCCACCACCAUCUCAACAGAGACCCCAACCCUAACACCCACCACCAUCUCAACAGAGACCCCAACCCUAACACCCACCACCAUCUCAACAGAGACCCCAACCCUAACACCCACCACCAUCUCAACAGAGACCCCAACCCUAACACCCACCACCAUCUCAACAAAGACACCAACACCCACCACCAACUCAACAGAGACACCAACCCCGACACCCACCACCAUCUCAACAGAGACACCAACCCCAACACCAACCACCACCUCAACAAAGACACCAACACCCACCACCACCUCAACAAAGACCCCAACCCCGAACCCAAAAGAGACAUCAACUCCGACUCCCACCACCACCACAACCACAGCGACCACAACCCCGACACCCACCACCAGCUCCACAGAGACCCCAACGCCGACACCCACCACCAGCUCAACAGAGACCCCAACGCCGACACCCACCACCAGCUCAACAGAGACCCCAACGCCGACACCCACCACCAGCUCAACAGAGACCCCAACGCCGACACCCACCACCAGCUCAACAGAGACACCAACACCCACCACCACCACCACCACUACCACCACAGAGACCCCAACCCCGACACCCACCACCUCAGUGACCCCGACCGUGUCAUCCAUCACCACCUCAACAGAGACCUCCACUCUGACCCCCACAAUCACAGCGACCCCAAGUCUGACCCCCAUCCCCACCACUCCCACCAGCUUGGGGUCCCCGAUUCCUACAAGCAAAAUACCCAACGAGACCACCACGCCCAAACCCCCACCCGAGUCCUCCCCUGCCGUCUCUUCCACCUCCGCCUCAUCCACGGAACCCCACACGUCUCUGACCACCCGUCCGGGAGUCGUGGAGACCACCAGCACCACCUCCACCGCCACAGGAACGAGGGCGCCGCUCACUGCCACGGGAGGCUCCACGCCGCCGCCGCCCACCAGCUCUGGCACUGCAGGCACGCCGACCUCGGGUCCCGCCCCCUCCACGCCCACGACCCUGCUGACGACCGCCACCGGAACCCCCACCCCGACGGGGCACCCCUCGAGCUCGCCGCCCACGUCUCAUAGCAUCAUGACCUUGGCCACCCUGUCCACUCUCACGGCGAGCCCGAUUACCACACCCCAGCUCAGCAUGAGCACGGGGUCGGGGUACAGCACUGUUUCGCAGAUAUUCUGCUGCGUAGUGGAUGGCGAGUACUACGCCCCAGGUGAGCUGGUGUACAACGGCACCCACGGCGGCAUCUGCUACUACGUGAACUGCUCGCUGGCCUGCACCUUGGAGUUCUACAAUUGGUCCUGCCCGUCCUCACCCUCCCCAACGCUCACACCCUCAACGCCAACACCCUCUGCGACGCCCAGCGCAUCCACGCCCACGACCCUGCCGUCCACAGCACCAAGUACAUCGGCCACCACCAAGCCCCCCGGGUGCCCGGACUUCGACCCCCCCAGGCAGGAGAACGAGACGUGGUGGCUGUGUAACUGCACCAAGGCCAUCUGCAAGCAUGGCGCGACGGUGGAGCUCGUGGAGGUGGAGUGCAAGCCCCCGCCCAUGCCCACCUGCUCCAACAGCCUCACGCCCGUGCGCGUCCUGGACCCCGACGGCUGCUGCUGGCACUGGGAAUGUGACUGCUACUGCACGGGCUGGGGGGACCCGCACUACGUCACCUUCGACGGGCUGUACUACAGCUACCAGGGCAACUGCACGUACGUGCUGGUGGAGGAGAUCACCCCCACGGUGGACAACUUUGGGGUCUACAUCGACAACUACCACUGUGACGUCAACGACCAGGUGUCCUGCCCCCGCACGCUCAUCGUGCGCCACGAGACCCAGGAGGUGCUGGUCAAGACCGUGAGCAUGUCACCCAUGAAGGUGCAGGUGCAGAUCAACAGGCAGGUGGUGGCGCUGCCCUACAGCAAGUACGGGCUGCAGGUGUACGAGUCCGGCAUCAACUACGUGGUGGCCAUCCCCGAGCUGGGCGCCCGCAUCUCCUACAACGGCCUGUCCUUCUCCAUCAGACUUCCCCAUCGCCUGUUUGGCAACAACACCAAGGGCCAGUGCGGCACGUGCACCAACAGCACCGAGGAUGACUGCGCGCUGCCCAGCGGAGAGGUCAUCUCCGACUGCGAGGUCGCAGCCGACGCGUGGGUCGUAAACGACCCCAGCAAGCCACACUGUCCCCACACCGGCUUCACCACCAGGCGCCCGGCCAGCAUGCCCUCAAGGGACAGUGGCGCCACCUCCCUCAAGGGCUGUGCCUCUCCUCUCUGCGAGCUCAUCAAAGACAGCCUCUUCGCCCCGUGCCACACCCUGGUGCCCCCCCAGUACUACUACGAGGCCUGCGUGUUCGACAGCUGCUUCGUGCCCAGCUCAGGCCUGGAGUGUGCCAGCCUGCAGGCCUACGCGGCCCUCUGUGCCCAGGAGGGCGCCUGUGUCGACUGGCGGAACCACACCCACGGGGCCUGCUCGGUGACGUGCCCGCCUCACAGGGAGUACCGGCCCUGUGGUCCUGCCCAUCACGUGACGCUUUCUCGCUCCUCCAGCCCCUCGCAGAAUGAGACCCACCUGGUGGAAGGCUGCUUCUGCCCGGAGGGCACCAUCAGCUACGCCCCCGGCUUCGACAUCUGCGUGGACAUCUGCGGCUGUGUGGGGCCCGACAAUGUGCCCAGAGAGUUUGGAGAGCACUUUGAGUUCGACUGCAAGGAGUGCGUCUGCCUGGAGGGGGGAAGCGGCAUCGUCUGCCAGCCCAAGAGAUGCAGCCAGAGGCCGCCCGCUGAGUGCACGGAGGACGGCACACACCUGGUCACGGAGGUGGACUUCACGGACACCUGCUGCAACGUCACCUUCUGUAAGUGCAAUGCCAGCCUCUGCAAGGAGAAGCCCCCUGAGUGUCCACUGGGAUUUGACAUGAAGAGCGAGAUGGUACCCGGGAGGUGCUGCCCCUUCUACUCGUGUGUGCCCAAGGGCGUGUGCGUUCAUGAAAAUGCCGAAUACCAGCCCGGCUCUCCAGUGUACUCCAAGUGCCAGAACUGUGUCUGCACCAACACCACGGACAGCGCCACACAGCUCCACGUCGUGUCCUGCACCCACGUGCCCUGCAGCACCACCUGCAGCCAGGGCUUUGAGCUCGUGGACGUCCCCGGGGAAUGCUGCCAGAAGUGUGAGCAGACUCACUGCAUCAUCAACAGGCCCGGCGGCCAGCACCUCAUCCUGAAGCCUGGAGACAUAAGUAAUGACCCCGAGACCAACUGCACCUUCUUCAGCUGUGUGAAAAUCCACAACCAGCUCAUCUCGUCUGUCUCCAACAUCAGCUGCCCUGACUUCGACCCUAGUAUUUGCCUCCCGAGCUCCAUCACCUUCAUGCCCAACGGCUGCUGCAAGAAAUGCAUCCCUCGCAAUGAGACCAGGAUCCCCUGCUCCACCAUCCCCGUGACCAGGGACAUUUCAGAUGCCGGCUGCAACGGGACGAUCACCACCAACUACUGCUCGGGGUCCUGCGGGACCUUCGCCAUGUACUCCGCCGAGGCGCAGGCCCUGGACCACAAGUGCUCCUGCUGCAAGGAAGAGCAAACCCACCAGCGGGAGGCGGUGCUCAGCUGUCCGGACGGGAGCUCCCGGAAGCACACCUACACGCACAUCGAGAGCUGCCUGUGCCAGGACACCACCUGCGAGCUUGUGCGGGCCCAGCGUGCGGCCCCCAGCCGCGCCCGGCGCUCUGGCCCCCAGGCCCUGCGCCCGGGGAGAGGCUGA
This is a messenger RNA of Pteropus alecto (black flying fox), 16164 nucleotides long. RefSeq names its product mucin 2, oligomeric mucus/gel-forming (gene MUC2). The transcript is spliced from 51 exons. The record is from RefSeq and is a predicted model, not a curated record. Bases 1 to 16164 code for a protein of 5387 amino acids. Gene Ontology annotation, molecular function: protein binding. Gene Ontology annotation, cellular component: extracellular matrix. Lineage: Eukaryota; Metazoa; Chordata; Mammalia; Chiroptera; Pteropodidae.